Phaeodactylum tricornutum CCAP 1055/1 is the source of this 1440-nucleotide messenger RNA. RefSeq names its product alpha-1,3-mannosyl-glycoprotein beta-1,2-N-acetylglucosaminyltransferase. NCBI's taxonomy places the organism in Eukaryota, Bacillariophyta, Bacillariophyceae, Surirellales, Neidiaceae. The annotation marks the transcript as partial. Gene Ontology annotation, molecular function: alpha-1,3-mannosylglycoprotein 2-beta-N-acetylglucosaminyltransferase activity. The record is from RefSeq and is a predicted model, not a curated record. Gene Ontology annotation, cellular component: Golgi apparatus. The transcript has a single exon.
CGCAUUGGUCGGUCGGGUACCGAGGGGCACAUUUGGUUCGUUGGAGUGUCCAACGUAAACACGUUCGUGCUUUCUUCUGAGGAUACGCCCGUCUGGGGAAGCAACAUUCGCAUCGUUCCAAGCACAACAGCACACCUUAACACCACACAACAAGCUCCACAAUCCACAGCCCUACGGCAACGAAUCUUCCGGACCUUCGCCAUGCGGUUGUGGAAACGUACGACGUCGGGUGUGCCACCACCACGCCGUAGACGCCGUGGUGGACGGGAGGAGCGUCUAGCGAUAGGACUACUGCUCACGCUGGCCGUCGUGUGGGGUACGGUACUCGUCGGUACCCUCGUGGCCCUCGUCGCGUCCCCCACCAAAUCCGUCCCGACGUUUCCCACGGUACCGACCGAUUCACGACCGUCCGCCGCCUUCGUCGUCUCGGACGCACCCGGGGCGUACGAAUCGCCCUUACUCGUCUUUACCUGUCGACGAGAUCAAUAUUUGCGCGAAACAUUGCGGGAUAUUUGGAACUACAUUCCGACGGAUUGUUCGGUAGGUUGUCCCUUGGUAAUUUCACAAGACGGCAACGACCCCGCCGUCCAACGUGUGGUACGCGAGUUUACCGACGAAUUCGCCACCAAGAACGUCCCCGUGGUCCACUGGACGCAUACGAGUGCCUUGCGCGGCGGCACGAACGGCUACCAAGCCUUGGCCAUUCACUACGGUUGGGCCUUGCGAAGAGUCUUUGACGGACAAACGCUGUCCGGGAGCGUUCACGGUGCGAAGCACGGGACGCCAAAACGGGUCAUUAUCCUCGAAGAAGAUUUGCACGUGGCACCGGACUUUUUCGACUACUUUGCCGCCACCGCGCCCCUUUUGGACCACGAUUCGUCCCUCCUGGCCGUUUCGGCCUUUCACGACAACGGCUUUGCACACAACGUUCGGAACGCAUCCAGAAUAUUGCGGUCCGACUUUUUCCCCGGUCUCGGAUGGAUGAUGAACCGACGGUUAUGGGUGGAUGAGCUCCAGUCAAAAUGGCCCGGCGGAUACUGGGACGACUGGUUGCGGGAACCGGCACAACGGCAAGAUCGCGCAAUUCUAAGACCCGAAAUCUCCCGCACCUACCACUUUGGCACCGAGGGUGGCACGAGUAGUAAUCAGUUUGGGUCCCAUUUAUCGAAAAUACUGCUCAACCGUGAAACAGUGGAUUGGAGCAAGGCAGUGGAUCUGGAAGCCCAACUGCGACCCGAAGUGUACGACCCGGCCUACUGGGCCAUGGUGCAAGCCUCCACAUUGACGUACACCAUCCCAGACGCACUCGAGCAGGCCAAAAAAAGUAACGCGAGAUUACAGUACACCACCAUUGAGCAGUUCAAGUACCUCGCUCAUAAACUGAAACUCAUGGCCGACGAAAAGGCCAAUGUACCACGGACGGCAUACAAGGGAAUUGUG